Molecule: messenger RNA, 795 nt
Organism: Cyphellophora europaea CBS 101466
Lineage: Eukaryota; Fungi; Ascomycota; Eurotiomycetes; Chaetothyriales; Cyphellophoraceae
Exons: 4
Coding region: 1-795 (264 amino acids)
Molecular function (GO): hydrolase activity
Source: RefSeq, a predicted model, not a curated record
AUGUCUUUCUCCACACAAACAAAGGCUUGUUGCAGCAGGCCCCCUGUCAUCCUUCGCGGUGGCUACGAUUACAACGAAAGAGGAGAAUAUACAGAUUUUAAUGGCAUGAAAACAUAUGUCACUGGCAACCCUGACGCUACAAGGGGCAUCUUCCUCUGCUACGACGUGUUCGGGCUGUUCAUUCAAGCCAUCAAAGGCGCUGAUAUUCUUGCCUGGGGCAGUACAGAGACGCCAGACAGCGCUGGGGAUUACAAAGUUUUCAUGCCAGACUUUUGGGGUGACCAUCCACAGGAUCUCACCAUCUUCCCACCGAAAACUCCUCAGCAGAGGCAGGCCGUCAUGGCGUUCAUGACAGGCCCUGCUAAUCCACAGACCGUCCUGCCAUCCAUGGAGCCUCUUCACGCGGCGUUCCAGAAGCACAGCCCUGGAAUUACAACCUGGUCGAUCGUAGGCUUCUGCUGGGGCGUGAAAAUGGCGGCUCUAAUGACCACCGCGGGCACAAAAUACAAAGCUGCUGCGGGAUGCCACCCGAGCCUCAUGGACGUCCAAGACGCGAAGCAGGUCACUGUUCCUUUCUGUGUGCUGCCAAGUCAGGACGAAAACCCGCAAUUGGUAGAUGCCUGGUUCCACGAAAUCAAGGCCAAAAACCCGGAUAGCUAUUUGGAAACGUUUGGAGACCAAGUACAUGGCUGGAUGACGUCAAGGCAUGUGGCCGACUUUAAUGUCUUACACUCGUACGAGGAAUAUCUGAGGGGCUAUCGUAUCAUGAGGACCUUCCUUUCUGCUCACAUGUAA